Messenger RNA from Rosa chinensis, 1463 nucleotides. RefSeq names its product cyclin-D3-2. The coding region runs from base 171 to 1289 and encodes 372 amino acids. The transcript has 4 exons. Gene Ontology annotation, cellular component: nucleus; cytoplasm; cyclin-dependent protein kinase holoenzyme complex. Gene Ontology annotation, molecular function: cyclin-dependent protein serine/threonine kinase regulator activity. The record is from RefSeq and is a predicted model, not a curated record. Gene Ontology annotation, biological process: mitotic cell cycle phase transition; regulation of cyclin-dependent protein serine/threonine kinase activity. NCBI's taxonomy places the organism in Eukaryota, Viridiplantae, Streptophyta, Magnoliopsida, Rosales, Rosaceae.
GUGUGCUCUCAGAUAAAAUCCUUCGUCUGCUUACUGCAUUUGGCGCUCUCUCUCUUAAAAGUAUCAGAGAGAGAGAAACAGAUUCACAGAAAACGGAUAUGGGCAUGGGAUUAAGCUUUUCUCUUUUCCUAUAAUGAGCAAAGCUUUCAGUUUCUUCUUCGCAGAAGAAGAUGGCUCUGCAAGAACAAGAUUCCCAAGAGCUCCAAAACCCACCAAUGCUUUUAGACGCUUUGUUCUGUGAAGAAGGUCUUGAGGGAGAAGAAGAAGAUUUGGGAGACAAUGGUGUUGAAGAACAGAGCGAGAGCUGUGUUGAGACUUUGGAAAAACAGUCUUCCCCUUUGGUUAUGUCAAAAGGCGACCUGUUUUGGGAAGAAGAUGAACUUGUCUCUCUAAUUUCAAAAGAGAAACAAACCCAUGUCAGUUUCAGUGGUUCAAACUCAGAUGGGUCUUUAAUGGUGGCUCGGAGAGAAGCAUUAGUCUGGAUUUUGAGUGUGAAAUCACACUAUGGGUUGUCUUGUUUGACCACUGUUCUAGCUAUGAACUACUUUGAUCGGUUCAGUUCAAGCUCGGUGUUUCAAAAGGACAAGCCUUGGAUGAGUCAACUAACUGCUGUGGCUUGUCUCUCUCUGGCUGCCAAAGUGGAAGAGACCCAUGUGCCCCUUCUUCUGGAUUUGCAAGUGGAGGAAUCAAAGUAUGUAUUUGAAGCCAGGACUAUUCAAAGAAUGGAGCUUUUGGUGCUUUCAACUCUUGACUGGAGGAUGAAUCCGGUAACCCCAAAUUCAUUCUUUGAUCACAUGAUCAGGAGGCUUGGUUUGAAGAUCCAUUUGCAUUCGGAGUUUCUGUGGAGAUGUGAGCGCCUCCUUCUCUCUGUCAUUGCAGAUUCCAGAUUUCUGGUCUUUCUGCCUUCUAUAGUAGCUGCUGCAGUAAUGCUGUAUGUUAUUAAUGAAAUUGAAACAUUCAAUCCUGUCGAUUAUCAGAAUCAGGUUUUGAGUGUACUCAAAGUCAGCCAGGGCAUAGUCAGUGAAUGCUACAAGCUCAUCCUGGUACUAUCAGCCAGCACUGUGCAAAACCAAGGGCAUAAACGCAAGCAUUCAUUCAUACCUAGCAGCCCAAGUGGAGUUAUAGAUGUAUGUUUCAGCUCUGAUACCUCAAAUGAUUCAUGGGCUGUGGCUUCACCGCUCUCAUCUUUGCCAGAUCCUCGAUUUAAAAGGAGCAGACUUCAGGACCAGCAGAUGCGGCUACCCUCGUUAAAUCGUGUAUCUGUUGAUGUGCUUAGCAGCUCUCGUUAGUGUCUUGUCUUUUGUCUACUAUUAAACAUGGUAGUAUAUACAAUCCUUGUAAUGCAUCUUAUUGGUGGUAUCUGUUCUAUAUGUGCAAUCUGACUAUGUUCUAUGAUAUAUUUCAUUUUGUAGCCAAACCUAUUAAUAUGAAUUGGUCUUCAGAUCAAACUCCAUUUCUGUCUC